AUGAGCACUAGAAAACGGUCCGUUGUUACUGAAGAGACCGCCCUCAUCGAAGAGACCCCGGGAACGAAGAAAACUGUAAGAGUUUAUGAGAGAAGGGUUUAUUCCUGGGAUGAAAUUCCAGAUUGGCAAAAGGAUAAUGAGCACAUCCUGCAUGGCUAUGUACGAGAGACCCAGAGCUGGAAAGAGCUUUUCCAUUCAUUGUUCUAUCUUCACAAUGAAAGUGUUAACAUAUACACACACCUUAUACCUGCAGUAGCCCUUUUCUUUAUUAUGCUAUUUGCUACGCAUCAUGUUAUCAACGAGUACCCUACGACUUCAGCAAUUGAUUAUUUUAUGAUAAAUCUCUUCUUCUUCGGGUGCGCAACUUGCUUGACGAUGAGUAGUAUGUUCCAUACCAUUAAAUGUCAUUCUUUACCAAUUGCAACUUUUGGUAAUAAGUUAGACUAUUUAGGAAUCGUUGUGUUAAUAUCUACGUCCAUGAUUAGUAUAUUGUUUUAUGGAUUUCACGAUAGCAGUCUUUUGUUUUAUCCAUUUGCGGGUUUGACAAGUCUCUUCGGGUUAAUUUGUGGCUACAUGUCGUUAAAGGAUAAAUUCAGGUCUAGAGAGUGGAGACCUUACAGAGCCACUAUGUUUGUUCUAUUUGGACUUUCUGCGGUGUUCCCGAUAGUUGCUGGGUUUAUUGUCUAUGGGAAAGAUGAGACAUGGAAGAGGGUUCAAUUGACAUGGGUCAUUUGGGAAGGAGUUCUAUACAUUUUCGGAGCAUUCUUAUAUGGAGUUAGAUUUCCCGAAAGGCUUGCCCCGGGAAAGUUCGAUAUUUGGGGACAUUCACAUCAACUUUUCCAUGUACUAGUAGUUGUUGCUGCUCUAUGUCAUUUAAAGGCACUAGUCGUCUCUUAUGGGCUGGUCCAUCAAGCUUUGUCACAGUGA
Kluyveromyces lactis is the source of this 927-nucleotide messenger RNA. RefSeq names its product PAQR-type receptor (gene IZH2). Gene Ontology annotation, molecular function: signaling receptor activity. Gene Ontology annotation, cellular component: membrane. The transcript has a single exon. Lineage: Eukaryota; Fungi; Ascomycota; Saccharomycetes; Saccharomycetales; Saccharomycetaceae. The record is from RefSeq and is a predicted model, not a curated record. Bases 1 to 927 code for a protein of 308 amino acids.